UUUUAGGCCUAAUCAUCCUAAUAUCAAGGGUAUUUCCGUAAAUACGACCAAUAAUCAAGUCCACUAAUCCUUGAUUGACGAAAAUUUAAAAUAAUAUUAUACGGAAGCGAAGAUCCAACUUUGCCGUUUAGAAAGACGCCAUUUUCAGACGACCAAAGAGGAGAGAGAAAAUUAGACAGUUGCAUUUGUUGAACAGAGGAGAGGGGAACUAAGGUUACAAAACUGAGAAAUUGACGGAGUAGAAUAAAGCUUCAUUAAUGGCGGAAGAGCAAAAAGGCGAGCGAAGGCAUAGUGAAGAAAGCGUCAAAUUAUUUGUAGGUCAAGUACCUAAGCAUAUGACGGAAGCUCAACUUCUUGCUAUGUUCAAAGACUUCGCUUUGAUUGAUGAAGUCAAUAUUAUCAAAGAUAAAGUUACUAAAGCUUCUCGAGGAUGUUGUUUUGUGAUUUGUCCGUCGAGAGAGGAAGCAGACAAAGCGGUCAAUGCUUGUCAUAAUAAGAAGACUCUUCUUGGUGCAUCAAGUCCCUUGCAAGUGAAGUAUGCAGAUGGCGAACUUGAAAGACUAGAGCAUAAGCUUUUUGUUGGCAUGCUUCCCAAGAAUGUCUCCGAUGCUGAGGUUUCUGCUUUGUUUUCUCAAUAUGGAACAAUAAAGGAGUUGCAAAUCUUGAGGGGGUCACAACAGACAAGCAAAGGAUGUGCAUUUCUGAAGUAUGAGACUAAGGAGCAGGCUCUUGCAGCCAUGGAUGCUGUCAACGGAAACCAUAAAAUGGAGGGCUCAAAUGUUCCUUUAGUAGUUAAGUGGGCUGAUACCGAGAAAGAAAGGCAAGCUCGAAGGACUCAAAAGGCCCAGUCACGUGCUUCAAGUUUGGGAAAUGUUGAUCAAUCACGGCAUUCUUCCUUAUUUGGAGCCAUGCCAAUGGGUUAUGGUCCUGCAUAUAACGGUUAUGGUUACCAGGCUCCUGGAAGUUACAGCAUUAUGCCAUAUCAUAUGCCCCCAAUGCAAAACCAAUUCCAUAAUAUAGUUCCUCCUGUAAAUCAAGGAAAUGCUUUACGUGGUGUAAGACCUGCUCUUUCUCCUGGGGUAGCACCAAGAAGUUAUGUGGGAUCUGGUUAUCCUACAGUGCCAAAUCUUCAAUAUCCUAUGGCAUAUCCUGGAGGGAUGAUGACUCACGGACCUGUUAAUGGUUCUCCAGGCUCCAUACCAUCUGGUGUUGUAGAUAAUCCCUCGGGAUCGUCUCCUGGUGUAGGUUCAAGUUCUGGAAGUCAGGUCGAAGGACCAUCUGGUGCUAAUUUGUUUAUAUACCAUAUACCUCAAGAAUUCGGUGAUCACGAAUUAGCAAAUGCUUUUCAGCCAUUUGGCAGGGUCUUGAGUGCUAAGGUCUUUGUUGACAAAGCAACAGGCCUCAGCAAAUGUUUCGGAUUUGUUAGUUACGACUCCCCAGAAGCUGCACAAUCUGCUAUCAGUAUGAUGAAUGGCUUUCAAUUGGGAGGUAAGAAGUUGAAGGUUCAGCUAAAAAGAGAUAACAAACAGAACAAACAAUAUUGAUUUGAAGGCAUACCAUGCAUUGGAUGACGGUCAGCUUCAAAGUCUUCAUUCAAGCAAGAGAAGUGAGUGGUACAGAGAAAUUGGUAUCCACUUUGCGCUACUCUGCCCAAUUGAAAGUUCCAGCGGUUGUAAAUCUCGCAGGCUUGUAGCUGGUGGUGCCGAGACGACCAAUGUACUUGUAUUUUAUGUAUCAUGUAAUUCAUUUGGAUGUUUAAUUCUUAAUUUAUUGAUUCUUCCUCGAACAUAUCAUGCAGCUAUGACUCUGUAUAUUCUGCAAAAGCGAAAAAAGGGGUCGUUUCUUCAUUAUUUAACUCAUUGAUCUUUCAUACCACAACUAAUCCCAACAACCCCCCCAACUAAUAGAUGUAAAUUCUUUUAUUUCUUGAUUCUUGAUGGAUUUUGCUUGAUAAGCAUGAUCUUAAAGCUGUAAAUAUUUCUCUUUCUUUGGAUUGUUUGGGUGCUGGUAAAGACAAAUUUUUCAUAGUUCGAAAAGCCCAAGCAGAACCGUAUGCACAAGACUUCUUUCAAAAGUUCAGUGACCUAUUCUAUGCUGUCGAGAUUGUGCUAAUCCUGCUAGACUGAAGAACUCUUGCAUUAUACUCCUAUAUAUCGAGGUAAUUAUUUUUAGAAAUUAAUUUAUUUUGAUAGCAUGCACAUCAUAUGUAUAUUUUUACCCUACUUUUUCAAAAUUUAUUUAAGUGCUGGUUGCUUUCUGGAGGUAUACAAUGAAAGACAGGAAUCUUGCAGGUAUAUCUUAUUCAACUUUUUUUAAUCCGCAGAAGUUGCAGCUAACUUUAGUAUUGAUUGCUUGAUUAAAAUAUUUCUCGUGUGAUAUUUCUUGCAAAAAAAAGUGGAUCCUCAGCAUCUAGACAUGAGUAGGUGAAGAGCCUUUGUUGACUGAUUUCUAGAAGUCUCGCUAAGGUUAAUGUGAGGGCUUCAUUGAAUUUGGUUUUAUGUCAUUUUUAUGGAAAAGUCUAAUGAUACACUUAUAGAGCUAAAUAUUUAUACAUUUUUGGUUGUCGGUUGUAAUGAAUUAUAGUAAAAUGACUUAAUAAUUCAUUGGAAAAAUUGCCCUCAAUAAUCCAACACUUAUUCGAUUUCUCAACAAUAAUCCUGACUUUUAAUUAACCAUGAAUAAUACUAGUUAAGAAGGGUUGGAUCUCGCUAACAUUCGAAAUUACUUUGAACUUGUUAAACAGGUCAUUUAGGAAAAAAGAAACUUAAAAAUUAAUCCAAAAUCACUAAUUUGAGUCAAUCCACCACCAUUGUCAUCAUCAUCUUAUCCAGUGUAUCUCGCCCUUAAAACUAUGAGCAGAGUCUGGAAGGGAAGGAUGGCGACAACUCAUACCCAUAAACUGAGAGCGCGGCUAAUAAAUGCCUCAACUCGAGAAAGAUCAUGAGUAUUACUUACAAAGAAUAAGACUGAGUGAAGUUAACGUUAACUCCACAAGCAUGUAUCUUAUCAACCCACCAUCAUUGUCAUUGAAAGGAAAGAUUAGUGGAAGCCAUUUCAACUACCACUCCUCCCCUUCCCCCUCUGCCACCAAUCUCAUUUCAACCUUCGUAACCCUUUAAUGGUUCAUCUUCAUUUUUUCCCUUCUCUUCAUCUUCAAUCUAACAACACCAACACUUUAAUGGCUUUAACUUCAUCCUGAGCAAUCAUAACCCUUUAAUGGUUUUAUUUUUCAUUUUAUUUCUCUUCAUUUACAAAUUACCUACAAUAGUAGGUAAAUAUAUUUGCUUGGAUGCUAAAAGGAUCCCUGAAUUUCCGACCCCUUAACGAAACCAAAACCGUAAAAUCGGAGGUGUUACAAAAA
This is a messenger RNA of Amaranthus tricolor (Joseph's coat), 3361 nucleotides long. RefSeq names its product RNA-binding protein BRN1. The transcript is spliced from 9 exons. Gene Ontology annotation, cellular component: cytoplasm; nucleus; ribonucleoprotein complex. NCBI's taxonomy places the organism in Eukaryota, Viridiplantae, Streptophyta, Magnoliopsida, Caryophyllales, Amaranthaceae. The record is from RefSeq and is a predicted model, not a curated record. The coding region runs from base 258 to 1544 and encodes 428 amino acids. Gene Ontology annotation, molecular function: mRNA binding.